Molecule: messenger RNA, 1663 nt
Organism: Myodes glareolus (Bank vole)
Lineage: Eukaryota; Metazoa; Chordata; Mammalia; Rodentia; Cricetidae
Source: RefSeq, a predicted model, not a curated record
CUCAAUCUCAGGAACUUGAAGUAGAACAGAGAUGAAACUCGAAGCAGGAAGCAAAAUAGUAUCAAGCUAUUGGAUGGAGACACGUUUGUGUCAUGUGAGUAGACAUGACAGAAACAGCUUUUCUUAAAUUAUUUGUGGCAAUCGUGGUCACAUUCAUUUUAGUCUUGCCAGAAUUUUUCAAGACACCCAAAGAAGGAAGAGUUUUUGCAGAAUCCACGUCAGCUGUACUUCCUGGGCCUGACAGUGCUGUGUUUGUUCUCCAUGUUGACGCGUGCCAUUUAGAUGUCUGUUGCUUUUGCUGCCUUCCCAAACUGGAAAGAGAAAGAACACUCGCCUGCCGGGAAGUGUGUUCAUUACCCAAUCUCACCUAUCUGCUUCCCUCCUUCAAUUUUUCUUCGGCGACUUUUCUGCACCCGGCAGAGGAAACACAGACUGUUAUAGGACUCUUCCCAAACCACUCCAGUGUCCAAAGCUUCACUGAGAGUUGCCAAGGCAUCACGAAUGGAUUUCCGAUGUGCUCCUUGUGUUUGGUCUGCGAAUCCAAAGGAGACGUGGAUUUCAUUUCUCAGGAACAAAUAUCAAAAGGUCUCCUCACGACAGGAUCCAUGGAAGUGAAGGCAAAUGACUUUUACUCACCCUGCCAGCACUAUAAUGUCACCGUCGCUCUCCUGGUUGACCCUAUGAAGGAAUACAACACUACCUGUACCCCUGAAGCCCACCCUGGGAAACCCACAGGUGUAGAAGAUCCACCCCAGGGAGAUUCUCUAAACCACACUUGUGGAAUUAUGGAGAACACGAGCAAUUGUACUCAUGUUUCCUUGCACCUGGCAAUAGAUGUGAGAUCUGUCACUUGUUCCGUGAAGAUCACUUGGUACAUUUUAGUGCUAUUAGUUUUUAUGGUCGGCAUCAUCCUCAUCAUCUACAAAAUCCUUGAGGGCCACAGGAGAGUGCAGAGGUGGCAGAGUCGUAAACCCAAAUCUGCAUCCGUUCUCUUAAGAGGAAGUGGCUCUGUGAAGCUGAGUGUCUUGAGUGUGACGGCUAUUCCAGAGUCCACGGGAGGGCUGCCCUCAGUGCGGAUCAUGGAGGUGCUACCCCCAAUACCAGAACUCGAAGUCACUUCUGCAGUGUACCAGCAAGAUCAAUAUACAGGGCUAUCCUUGGACAAUCUGGACCAAAGACUUUGAAGAGUUUGGGUCCAGCUGAGAAAGUACUGAUAGGUGAAUGGCAGCGAAGAGACCCUGGCUGCUGAGAACUGGAGAGCGUCUAUCUGACCCAGGAGACCAAGGAGACGGGAGUGCAUAAGAGCUGCCGUGAGCCAAAGAAACAAGCUGGUGGAGCUCAUGGGAGAGCAAGCGGGUGCUGACCGCUUCCAGCCAUCACUACCUGCUCCGUGUGGGGCUGAGGGCUCAGUGUGGGCCUGGGGACUUUAUCUUGAGGAACCAAGAAUGACCAAGCAUGAAAGUCCUCUCACUGGGUCAUGUUUCAGGCGCAGGAUGGUUUUCUCCUACACAGAUGGACAGUUUCUAUUGGGUAAACCACCUAAGAGCACCUGUGUAUUUGUUCAUACAUUUGCAUUUAUAAAUGUUGCCUCCUUUUGGCAUAAGACCAUUUUUUUUUUCAAAAAAAGUUCAAGGAUACUGAAAUAAAAAGUACUUACAUGAAA